Hydra vulgaris (swiftwater hydra) is the source of this 733-nucleotide messenger RNA. Lineage: Eukaryota; Metazoa; Cnidaria; Hydrozoa; Anthoathecata; Hydridae. The record is from RefSeq and is a predicted model, not a curated record.
AAGUAUGUUAAAUCUUUGUUUCCAUUGUGAAGAUUUUGGUUUUACUGCUAAAUGGAACUUUUUUGCAACUAGUCACGGUAAGCAACCUUGUGAUGGGAUAGGUGGUACAGUCAAACGUCUGGCAACACUAGCAAGUUUGUAAAGAGAUAUGGAUAAUCAUAUUUUAUCUCCACAAACAAUGUAUAAAUAUUGCAAUGAAAACAUUGAAGGCAUAAAUUUCAUAUAUAUUUCAUCAGAAGAUUUAACUUUGGUGAGAACCGCUCUUAAAGAACGAUUGGAUACUGCUAAUACAAUACCUGGAACACGUAGUUACCAUCAGUUUGUACCACUUGGCCAUCAAAAGGUAGGCACUAAGCUAGGCAGUAUUGAUGAAGAAUUUGCUUUAAUCCAUGACUUUGGAAAUAUCCAGAUAACAACUGUAAACCUAGUACCAGGUGAUUAUGCCUGUGUUUCCUAUGUGUGGUGGAUAGGAGUCAUUGAAGGUAUUAAUUUAGAAGAAAAAGAUGUGCUUGUAAAAUUUAUGUGUCCUAAUGAUCCUGCAUGGUCGUUUAAAUGGUCACUAAAGGAAAGCCAAUGCUGGAUUCCUGAUGUCCACAUUAUUUGCGAAAUUGAGCUUCCAAAGUUUAUUAAUUUCAUUAGAUAUAGGAAGCUAAGAAAUGCUUUUACACUUGAUCUUUCAGAGCUGUUUGAUGAUAUAGCAACUACAUCAACUUUAUUUAUAGACAUGUCAUAA